GUGAUUUCCACAAGAUUUAAACGUAUUUGUUUUAUAAUAUUAUGUAUGUAUUUAAUACUAAACCCGGUCCUGGAUAUACUAAAGGUCUUCGUGAUGUUUUUCCAAUAUAAAUCUAAACGUCUUCCCUAGUAUGUAAAUAGAAGGAACAGAAACAUUCCCCCCCUAAAUGGACAAUUGUCAAAGCUUCUAAAGUAUUUAUAAAUGUCAUACAAUUAUUAUUUUCUGUUCAUUUACAUCUAGACACAGAUAAUUGAUUCAAAAACGACAAAAAAAUGCGACAAGAGAAACACAUCAAAUGUUGAAAUUCAAGCAAAGGCGGCUAUUAGAGGAACUUUUCCAUUCAAGAAAUAUGUUUUGAAUAUCUCAAUUGCUGGAAAAUGGAAAUGGAAUCAUCACAUUCAUCUUUUUGGUAUGAAGAGAAGUAUCAACUGAAACUGAAAUAAGUUUAGUAUCUGCAAUGAUUCCAAUUGUUCCUAUAAAAACAUCCUUAUUAUUGUUGAGUUGUGUUAAUGAACUCUUAAUUUCAAACUCAACUAAGACACUUGAAGUAUUUUUAAUAAAUUACGAAGAAAAGUUUGAAAUGCCUGUAUUUCGUUUCGAUUGGAGUAAAGGUAUAGUACCUUUUACCACUGAAACUCCAGAUGUUUAUAUAAUCAAAACGAAUAUCACAGUUUUAAGAACAACAUUCGACUAUUUAGAAAAACGGUUAACUUUCAACCCCAAAGCCAAAUUUAUCUUCGUUGUGGACACCCUGGCAGAAGAAUUAUUUUUGGAAUAUUUUAUGGAAGCAUAUAUCGAAGAAAUAAUAGUGAUAGAACAUACAUCUGGAAAAACAUUUCUCCUCGAUAAAUACAAAACCGUUAGAAAUGGAAAAUCAUAUCCAACUUUGACGAAAAAUUUAGAGAAUUGCAUUUUUUCUGAGGGAAAUAUUAAGUGUAACAAAACUGUUUCCUACCCAAUUGAAUAUACAUCAGUGAGGGUUGGUCUGAGCUACAAUAUCCCCUCAGUUAUACUUGCAGAUGAUAAAUCAACUGGAGGUAUAGACGUUGAAGUUUUGAAAACAAUCGCUGCCAAAAUGAAAUUCUCAAUCUAUUUUGAUACCGUCGAUGAAUUUGCUGGAAUGCGCAUCAAAGAAAAUUUUUCAUUUAAUGGCGCUUUAGGCAGUUUAGAUAAAAAACAAGUUGAUUUAGUUGUGGGAGGAAUUUUACCAAGAAGUGAUUCCAAUGAGUUCUUUGAAUUUGCUGGACCUACUGUGGUAAACCGGUAUGUUUGGAUUGUACCAGCAGCUAAGAUACGUCCUUUCUGGAAACGAUUAUUUUAUACGUACACUUUGUUGGUGUGGACAUUACUGUACUUAACAUUCAUGACUCUUGCAAUAAUAUUAACUUCUGUAAAUGGAAUUAUGAAAGGUACUCUGAGCAUGGAUACUGAAUUUUUAAAAUUAUACGCCAUGUGCCUUACAUCAGUUGAAGUGAAGCAUACAGAACUACUAUCUAAAAAGAUUAUUUUUGUAUCAUGGUAUUUAUUUCUGUUAAUCUUUUCGAACUAUUUCACAGCUAAAUUAUUAUCGAACUUCGUGGUAAAAAAGUACGAAUAUCAACUACAUUCCUUGGAUGAACUCGUGGAUGUCAAUUGGGAUAUUUGCAUGUUCACAGACCUGGCGGAAUACUUGACAUACAUAGGUAAAAAGAAAAUUAUAAAAUGCAACAACUGCGAAUCUUGCACAAACAGAACAGCAUUCAGGGAAGAUUUAGUUUCUAUAAGAAGUGAAAACAUAAUGGCUCACGAUAUGCAAAGGCUGUAUCUCAAUAAAAAUGAAAAAACCAUCCAAUCUUUUCAAGAUUUAAUGAACUGUUGAGUUUAUUGAAAGACAGUGGAAUAUAUGGAAAAAUAGCUAGCAAGUACACUCCGA
Molecule: messenger RNA, 1912 nt
Organism: Harmonia axyridis
Lineage: Eukaryota; Metazoa; Arthropoda; Insecta; Coleoptera; Coccinellidae
Exons: 3
Coding region: 458-1858 (466 amino acids)
Source: RefSeq, a predicted model, not a curated record